Xiphophorus hellerii (green swordtail) is the source of this 3732-nucleotide messenger RNA. RefSeq names its product cadherin 13, H-cadherin (heart) (gene cdh13). Lineage: Eukaryota; Metazoa; Chordata; Actinopteri; Cyprinodontiformes; Poeciliidae. The record is from RefSeq and is a predicted model, not a curated record. Gene Ontology annotation, cellular component: plasma membrane; adherens junction; catenin complex. Gene Ontology annotation, molecular function: beta-catenin binding; calcium ion binding; cadherin binding. The transcript is spliced from 15 exons. The coding region runs from base 129 to 2282 and encodes 717 amino acids. Gene Ontology annotation, biological process: calcium-dependent cell-cell adhesion; cell-cell junction assembly; cell migration.
UCCAGUCUCUCUCUCUCUCUCUCUGACGGCUGGACUGAGGAAUUAUGAGCAAAGCUCUUCCCGCCUCUGACACCCUGUCUUGAAUCAUUCUGUGUUUCCCAACCGAACCGAACCGAACCGAGGCGAGCAUGGAGACCGGACUCUGCAUCCUCCUGACUUUCCUCCUCCAGCAGAUCGCUCACGCAGGCGGCCGAGCGGACGGCGGCCAUGACGGCUGUGUCCCCGGCUUCCAGGUCAGGAACUACCAGCUGGUGUUGAGCGGACCGCUGCAGAAAGGCCAGCCGCUUCUACAAGUGGAGUUUGAUGACUGCGCGGGGAACGAGGAUGUGUCGUUUGAAGUGUCAGACCCCAGCUUCCACGUGGACGGAGACCUGAACCUGGUUCCCCACCGGGACGUGGAGUCCUGCGGGCCCGUGCUGCUGGUCCACGGCUUCGGAUCGCACGCAGACGACCGGGCGCAGGUGGACGUCUCCGGACUUCCUGUCCGGUCAGAGAACACGCUCAGGGAGGUUCUGGGCCUCGGCCAGAAGCCACCGUACCGAUGGAAGAGAGCGCUCCUUGUCCCGCCGAUGAGCGUCACUGAGAACCAGAGGGCGCCGUUUCCACGGCACAUCGGCAAGUCUCAUGUAAUUUUGACUGAGAAGCCAGUGCACCAUAUCUUCCGACUGACAGGCCCCGGCGCUGACCAAUAUCCCAAAGGUCUUUUCACCAUUGACAUAGACACAGGAGACGUGUCAGUCAGCCGCUCACUGGACCGAGAGGCCAUCGACUCCUACCAGCUGGAGGUUUCCGCCACAGACUUCUCUGGGAACGUCAUCGAGGGACCCGUCAUACUCGUCGUCACCGUCAUCGACCAAAACGACAACCGGCCCAUCUUCAAGGAGUCCCGCUACACAGGAGAGGUUCUGGAGGGAUCGCCCACAGGAACCACAGUGAUGACCAUGACGGCGUUCGACGCAGACGACCCCAGCACCGACAACGCCGUGCUGCGCUACAACAUCAUCAGGCAGUCGCCGGACAAACCUUCGCCCAACAUGUUCUACAUCGACGCAGAGAAAGGCGACAUCGUCACCGUCAUUUCUCCGUCGUUACUGGACAGGGAGACUCUCCCAACUACGACGUAUGAAUUAGAGAUCGUGGCCAAGGACAUGGCAGGAAGUGAGGUGGGCCUCACAGGAACAGCGACGGCCACCAUCACCAUCACAGAUAAGAACGACCACGCCCCGGAGUUCACCCAUCCUCUGUUUGAGGCUCGUGUGCAUGAAGGCUCCCGAGGCGUCGUGGUCAACCUGACGGUGGACGACCGGGACGACCCGGCCACGGGCGCCUGGCGAGCCAUGUACUCCAUCAUCAGCGGAGAUCCCAAACAGAGCUUUGAGGUCCAAACCAACCCAGACAACAACGAAGGAAUGCUGUCAGUGGUCAAGCCUCUGGACUACGAGACCACGGCGUUCCACACGCUCCUCAUCAGAGUGGAGAACGAGGAUCCUUUGGUUCCCGACGUCGGCUACGGUCCCAGCUCCACGGCAACCGUCCACGUCACAGUGGAGGACAUCAACGAGGGACCCGUCUUCUUCCCGGACCCCCUGGUUGUCACCAGGAUGGAGAACAUCCCAGUGGGCAGCUUCGUGGCGUCACUCAAUGCCUCAGACCCGGACAUACUGGAGACACAGAGCAUCAGAUAUGCGGUUCUGAGCGACCCGGCGGCCUGGCUGAGUGUGAACCCGGUCAGAGGAACCGUCAACACCUCGGCCUCUCUGGACCGGGAGUCUCCGUAUGUCCAGGCGAAUAAAUACACGGCUCUGUUCGUCGCCACAGACAACGGCACGCCUCCGGCCACAGGGACGGGGACGCUCAUCAUCCAUCUGGAAGACUACAACGACAACGCCCCGUUCGUGGUGCCGUCGGUGGCGCAGGUGUGUGAGGACGCCGGCGACAUGAACGUAGCCGUGGUCGCGGGACGGGACAGAGACUUGGCGCCCAACGCGGCGCCGUUCAAGAUAGAACUGGGGAAACAACCGGGCCUGGACAAAACAUGGAGGGUCACCAGAAUCAACUCCACUCAUUCCCAGAUCAUGCUCCUGCAGAGUCUGAAGAAAGCCAACUACCAGCUGCCGCUGCUCAUCACGGACUCAGGGGUGCCCCCUUUGUCCAACAGCACAGAGGUCAAAGUUCAGGUGUGCAUCUGUACAAAGACCAAGAGAUACUGCAGCUCCGCCCACUCCCACCGCACUAGCCUUGUUGUGCUGCUGUCGACGCUGCUGCUUGUCCGUCUCUGCUAAUUAUUCCUCUGGUUGAACUGAAUUUGUUGGAGCUGAAAUGAUCAGCGGAUCAUCCAGCGACACGAACCAGCAAAAAAUCAAAGCAACUGGUGGGAAAUGAUCUGACAGCAAAACCAGUAAGUUCAGAAACGUUAACCAAGUUUUUCUUCAUAACUGGCUGGAAACCAAACUCAGAAACAGCAAACAAUUCAAAUACUGGCUCAAAAACACACACAGAAACACAGAUUAUAUGCUCUAACUGACUUCCAUACCUCACAGAGACGAGAGCAGAACAGGAGAAAGUUUCAUCAUCAUCAUCAUCAUCAUGCAGGUUAUAUGAUGAACUCAGGCUCUUAUAUCAGUAGCUGCGUUUCCAUUGACUGUAAAUUUGCUCAAACUGGAAUUCAAACUAAAUUCUCUUAAUGAAAACAAAAACUCUGAAAAGACUAAAGUUUUAUUUUUACCGUGCUUCACUGAUAGGGGGCAGUGCUGAGCUCCACAGACAGAUGGGUGACAGAGAAGGAGAGGAGCAUGGAGUCAGGUCAUACAAGACUGAAAAUCUAAUAAAAGAUAAGAAAUCACACAACAAGACGUUUAAAGAAGAUCAGAUGUGACCUCAUAAUAAAUAUUUGUAUUUUUCUUGCUGUCAUUUUGUUGAAUAUUAUGGAAUUAAUUAAAAUAUAAUUAAAAGCUUUUAAAUCAACUAAAUGGAGAACCGGCUCAGUUUCUGCAACAACACGGAAUAAAAAGUUUCUAAGCCCAAAACUGAAGGAGAAGCUCAAACCUGGAAAAUGAUUUAUGGCUAAAAACCUCCUGGGAACAUUUUUAUUUUUAGCCUGAUGCUGCUUUAGGCUCAGCGGUGGGGAGGGCCGAGCGUCUUCACGGCCGGUUUUAUGACAUUAAAGCCUCUCUGAGUUCAGGAUGUGAUGUUUUCUGAUGCGUGGUUUUGUGCUGCAGACUUCCUGUCGCUGGCCAGACGCUGAGCCUCUGGUCGCAGCGUUCAUACUCUGCUGAGGAGAAACAUCUUUAGCGUUCCCAAUCCCCCAUGAUGCAUCAGGGCUGUGACGCUCAGACUGGAGCAGCAAUAUGUGAGAUAUGGAUGAACAUCUCUGCCCCAGGAGACUCUCAGGAGAGACAUCCAUCUCUCUGUCUGAAGGGCCACAGACACAUGCAGGACUUCCUGCUGCUAUAUUAGCACUUUUAUUAGAAUCAGGUUUGGGACAGCAGAAACCCUCCGCAGUCAUCCGUCUGAAUGAUCCGUCCUCUGCUCCUCCUCGGUGAUGGAUGGCGCGGCCCAGCAGGGAGCCUCGCAGUCCCUGCGAUUGGUGCCGCUGCCUGUCUCAAGCCUCCUGAAGGAGCAGAGAACAGAACCACUCCGAACCCGGGCUCCAUCAUUCUCCUCCACCUCCCGCUCUGUCCUCACUUCCUCUCUGCUGAACAUUCAUUAAAACAUCUAAACGGUUUGAUCCGA